AGUGGAUGGGACUGGGAGAGACGAUCUCCUCACGUAUCUGAAGACUAGAGAUUCAGGGCCAAAAAAAAUACAUUUCUUGGAGAAUAUUCUCUCUGCUUAAUAAUCCUUUCUAAUUAGUUUAAUUAAAUAUGAAUCUAAUUUUAGUAGAUAAAUUAUGAAUUCCCUUUCUCAAAUUCUAACGAGACUACCGAACAUAUAAGUGUUGAAAUUUCCACCCUCAGACUCAGAAGAGAAAAUGGUUUUUUAAACUUUAAAUGCUUGGAACGGACGCUAUUGCCUCUUCUUCCUCUUAAACUUUGGUCAAAUCUUUUGGCUUUCUUAUUGUUCUCCUUCAAAACCCAGUAGCAAAACUUUCUUUUCUCUUCGACCCAUUUUAAGAUUGAUCCAGUCAGAGAUUAAGGUGCGCUUGGGAUCGUUUUUCCGUUCGAAAUAAAUCCUUCCCUCUUGGGCGGAGAGGAGUCAAGCUUUAGAAAAUCUUGAACCAGGAAUACCUCUUUGAACAUUAUGAGCGCUGCUUUGAAGAAAUCUGCGUCAAAUGGCCAUGGAAAACUGUCUUCAUUUGAAGAGAAGCAGGAAAAGAUUAAUGAGGUGAGAAGGUUAUUAGGGCCAUUGCCAGAUAAGCUGUCCAUAUUCUGUUCUGAUGCAUCAAUUUCAAGAUAUUUGAGGGCACGGAACUGGAAUAUUAAAAAAGCUACUAAAAUGCUGAAGGAAACAUUGAAAUGGAGGUCGGAGUACAAGCCUGAAGAAAUUCACUGGGAAGAGGUUGCUCAUGAAGCUGAGACAGGGAAAAUAUACAGAUUAAAUUAUGUUGACAAGUAUGGGAGAACUGUUCUUGUCAUGCGACCUGGUUGUCAGAACACAAAGUCAACCAAAGGACAAAUUAGGUACUUGGUAUAUUGCAUGGAGAAUGCGAUUUUAAAUCUGUCACCUGAACAAGAACAGAUGGUCUGGCUCAUUGAUUUUCAUGGCUUCAAUAUGUCAAAUAUUUCUGUGAAGGUUACCAAGGAAACAGCCCGUGUUUUACAAGAGCAUUACCCAGAAAGGCUAGGUGUGGGGAUCCUGUACAAUCCACCUAAGAUCUUUGAAUCCUUCUGGAUGGUGGUGAAACCCUUUCUAGAACCCAGGACUUCUAGGAAAGUAAAGUUUGUUUACCCAGAUGACCCCAACUCCAAGAAGAUUAUGGAGGAGUUAUUUGACAUGGACAAGUUGGAGGUGGCAUUUGGAGGGAAUAAUCAGACAAGUUUUAACUUUUCCGAUUAUGCUGAAAUGAUGAGAGAAGAUGACAAGAGAAUACCCACAUUUUGGACCAGAGAGAAUUCUCUUGUCAACCCACAACCAACCCUGGCAGAUUCCCUUCCUUUUGAUCGAGCUGAUACAGAAUCAGAUUCUGAUGACUCCAGGGAGUACAACUCAUUCUCUCAAGGGGUUGAUUCAGAAGAAUGCACUGAUAGUUCACUUGUGGCCAAUCAUAGUAGCAGUGGUGCUUGAGAUAUAAAUUCUGGUGAAGGGACAACUAACUUGGGCAGUCCUUAGGACAAAGUGAUUAAGAAGUGAGUUUGCUUUGCUCUUAAUUUAGAUUACAACCCUGAUCUCUCUCUCUCUCUCUCUCUCUCUCUCUGAUAUUUGUUUCUGUUGAGUUCACCUUUGUUGUAAACGAAAGUGUUGCCAUGAGGAUGGAGCUCUGGAAGACAUGAGCUUGAGAAGGGAUUUGUUAGAAUUUCAGCUUUCAAUGUUUAUUCUUGCAUCUUGUUGUGUUACUAAGACAUGCACCAUGCUGAUGAGGAGCCUUCAGGCCACUGCACCA
Molecule: messenger RNA, 1804 nt
Organism: Macadamia integrifolia
Lineage: Eukaryota; Viridiplantae; Streptophyta; Magnoliopsida; Proteales; Proteaceae
Product: phosphatidylinositol transfer protein 3-like
Exons: 6
Coding region: 505-1488 (327 amino acids)
Molecular function (GO): phosphatidylinositol transfer activity
Source: RefSeq, a predicted model, not a curated record